AUGCGGUCGCCCGUUGCUCUUGCCAGGCGCUCGCAGGCCUUGCGCGCCACAGACUUCUCCAAUAUAUGCUGGACUUGCCUCCUCGCUCAGCGCCGACAGCUCUCCAAUACCUCGCCCGCGCGGGCGAGGGCGAGGCCACGCGCAGUACGAUACCAUUUAACUAACGCGCCUCCGAAGCUACGCAUCGAGGCAGGAGAAGUGCCGCCGGCCACCAAGCGACCUUCCCAAAAGCCGGCAACGAGCCUUCAUCCAACAAUCAAAGAUUACCACAAAGACGAAGAGCGAUUGCUGGCCCAGCUGCUUGACCAGCACCGUUGCCAGGCACGCAGACAGCAAGAUGCAAUUGACCGCAUUGCUCACUUGAGCCCCGGAAACGCGCCGGCGUCUAAGCGGUCCUUUCACACAUCGAGCAGACUCAGACAAGAAGCCGCCGCCAGAUCUGUGCCCACCCCACAAGACCUCGCCGCUAUAAUUCCCGACAAACCCGCCACACUUACCACAAGGCAGUACCUGCAGCAAUGGCAGGAGCGGUACGGCUCACCGAACCAAGAACUGCUCGACGAACUGGGCAUCGAGGCGUACGGGAGCCGCUCAGAGAACCUUGCUCGACUAGAUACCCCUAGCGACCUCCGGGACGUCGAAGUGCGGGACGAAGAUGCAGAGAAUCGCGGCACCGCUGCGUUCCUCGACCCCGCAGAUACGGUAGACGAGGAAGUCGGUGACCGAGCGCUGCAAACCGGCGACCUCGUCGAAAUAAGCUUCGUUGGCGAACGUGAACCCUUGAUUGCCGUCUUCAUUGCACAGUAUGGCACACAAGGGCAGUUCUACAGCAUGCAGGGCCAGUGGUUCCACCGCAAGCUCAGACAGGUCCAGUUCGCUGUGCCCAAAUUCAUCGAUAGAGACCUUCUCCAGCCCAUCAUCCCCUACCUGCCGAAAGGUGAGGUUACGGAGGAACUUUUGGAUACCAUGCAGACUUUGGACGUCAAUGCCCCUCGUGAAAUAGCUGCACCGGUAUUGAACAAGCUCAAGGAGUUCGCUGAAGAAGCAGACAUUGCCUACCGCCAAAAUGCUUCGAUCUUGGAUCAGGCUCACGAGAAACUCGCUCAUCCGACCGACCUCCGAUUCGGCACUCUGCACAGGAUCGCCAAUACCCUCCUCAAAGCCGAGGAGAAAGUUUCAAUUACGACAAAGUACGCCGUUCGAAAGGCUCUCCUCCGGCAGCCCCUCGGCUUCAAUACCGACAACCGCAGUCAUCGCCUGACUGGUGUAUAUCAAAUCCUGCCUAUCCAGUUCAAAAAGCAGAUCCAGUUAGCUGUAGAGUGGGUUCGCUCGUUCCAGGACCACUUGGCCUGUCGUGCGGCCCAGGAGAAAGAUGGCUCAGGAGCAGAGGUCGGCAAAUCGCACGAAGCAGCGGAGCUCAAGAAACAGGAUAAAGAGCCUGACGGAGCUGCGAAGGUCUGGAUGUUCGUACUCAAAUGCCAGAAGCUCAUAGACCUGAGCCGCACAAUGCGCGACUUCACUCCACAUGGUCGCGUCGGCAUCAGCAAGACCCACUACGAGAUCAAUGAGUCCACAACCGCCAUGCAGGAUUUCUACGAUGUUCAGUUCGACAAGGCCGAUGCCGUCCUCAUUCGAUUCAUCGAAGCAUGGUCCAUCUCGGCGCUGUUUCACCACAAUACCCGCCUGGGCGCCCUUCCACCAAUCAUUCUGCGGGCACUGGGCAGAUAUCCAGAACAAGAGUUGGACUUCGUCACCGGGUACACGUUUCUCCAAGAAAUAGGCGUGAUUCCCCCUCAUGAGAACAGGACUAAAUACGAUCCUCAUCUCCUGCUGCCGACAGCUUCGCACUCAAGGCAGUUAGAGGAUAUGUACACUAGGAUAGUAAAAAUGGGGUCUACGCGGGAACGCCUGAAGCUCCAUGAUGCGAUGGAGGGCCACCGGACUGAUUGGGGCAGCUUGCCGAUGUUCUGCGUCGACUCGGCCAGCGCCGAAGAGAUCGACGACGGCGUCUCCGUAGAGCGCAUCCCCGGUUCUUCGGACUGUUGGGUCCAUGUCCACAUUGCCAACCCAACUGCUUUCCUUCCCAAGGAACACUUGAUAUCAAAGAUGGCCGCUCACCUGACCGAGAGCAUCUACAUGCCUGAACGAACUUACUCAAUGUUGCCCAAGUGGAUAGCCGACGAACGUCUCAGCCUGGACAAUGACCGCCCGUGUUUGACAAUCAGCACCAGGCUCGAUGAACAAGGAAAGGUUGUGGAUAACAAAAUCCAGUCGGGGUUCAUCCGGAACUACGUUCCCCUCACUCCUCAAACACUGCAUUUCGUGGUGGACGAACGUGCCGCAAGAGCUGCUGAGGCGAACCCCGAUAAGAUAUAUGUCGUUGGCGGAAAGGUGCCAUCGCUGCCGCAGCGGAAGAUGACGGAAGUUGACGAGUUGACUGAGGAUCAAAAGGCAGACCUUCGUCUGCUCCACAAGCUGGCACUGGCCCGUCAGGAACGCAGAACCGAAGCCGGCGGUAUCUUCUGGAACCAGAACUAUCCUGAGAUGAGCGUCUACCAUCACCACGAGCACGCCGGCCUUCCAUGGUCUCACCCGUCUCGCGAAAUAGCCCGUUUCACCAAGGGAGACCCAGUUAUUCAGAUGGUGGCGACACCGACGGAGUCGUGGUUCCAGCCGGCAGGGACGGGCUCGGACCUAAUGGUCCGCGAGAUGAUGCUUCUCGCGGGUGAGACAGGCGCGCUGUGGUGCCGGCAACGCCGUAUCCCUUCCAUCUACCGCGGCACCGUUGCGCGACCGGGGAUGAUGCCGAUCGACGAGUAUCGGGAAAAGUACAUCCUGCCCACGCUGGACGAGCGCGGUAACCCACCGGCCAAGAUCGCCUUCAACUACCUCCCGCACGCCGGCUCGUCCGUCACGUCGCUGCGGCCGAUAGCGCACCAGGUGCUGGGUGUCCAGCAGUACGUGAAGCUCACGUCGCCGCUGCGCCGCUACGGCGACAUGAUCAUGCACUGGCAGAUCGAGUCGGCGCUCCGCCAGGAGGCCGAGCUCGGCAAGAGCCUGGCCAGCCCCGAGAUGAUGGAGAGGCGCAGGCGCAGGGUCGCCUUCAGCCCCGACGAGAUCAGCGUCAUCAUGGCGCGGCUGGCCCCGCGCGAGCGCCUCAUCUCCAAGACGAAGCGCGCGUCGCAAGGGUUCUGGCUGACGCAGCUCUUCUUCCGCGCCUUCUACUACGGCGAGGCCUCCAUCCCCGACACGUUCGAGGUCGUCGUCUUCUCGCCCGCCACCGACCUCGGCCGCGUCUCCGUCCUCUGGCAGGACCUCAGCUUCGAUCUCGACAUGGAACUGCCCCAGGACCAGACCCCCGAGAUCGGCGACCGCUGGGAGGUCAGGAUCUCCGAGAUCGACACGUACAACCGUCGUGUCAAAACGGUGCCGCUGCGCUUGAUCAGCAGGGAGGUCCUUCCCGAUUGGGUUGGCGAUUUGGAGAGGUGA
Messenger RNA from Diplodia corticola, 3489 nucleotides. Its product is annotated as rnb-domain-containing protein. Gene Ontology annotation, cellular component: exosome (RNase complex); P-body. The record is from RefSeq and is a predicted model, not a curated record. Bases 1 to 3489 code for a protein of 1162 amino acids. NCBI's taxonomy places the organism in Eukaryota, Fungi, Ascomycota, Dothideomycetes, Botryosphaeriales, Botryosphaeriaceae. Gene Ontology annotation, molecular function: 3'-5'-RNA exonuclease activity; RNA binding. The transcript has 3 exons. Gene Ontology annotation, biological process: mRNA catabolic process.